Molecule: messenger RNA, 930 nt
Organism: Ostreobium quekettii
Lineage: Eukaryota; Viridiplantae; Chlorophyta; Ulvophyceae; Bryopsidales; Ostreobiaceae
Source: the annotation of a GenBank genome assembly
AUGUCUGAGGAGCACGCACGUUUCCUGUUCAUGCAGCUGCUCGAUGCAGUUGCCCACUGCCAUGAGAAUGGCAUCGUCCACCGGGAUAUCAAGCUGUCGAAUGUCCUCCUCGAUGGCGGCAAGUGUCCCAGAGUCAAGGUUUGCGAUUUCGGACUGUCGAAGGACUUCUUCAAUAAUGAAUGCAGGUGUUGUCCACCGGCGGGCUCCCCACUGUACAUGCCGCCUGAGGUGUUGAAAAACGUCGUGAGGCGUGUCCAUUCUCAGCACGACCCAAUGAAAUCGGAUGUCUGGAGCCUGGGGGUCAUCUUGUUCGCCAUGCUUCUCGGAAGGUUCCCGUUCGGCUCCCAGCGCCCGGCUGGCACCGGCGCCCUCUCGCGCAGGUCGUGCCGCCUGUCGCGCAGCUGGGACAACUUCUCCGCUGGCUGCGCCACGCCCAAGGGCCCCCACCGCUCCGACCUGCGCUUCCUGCUGCGCAACAUGGUCAAGGCCCACAGCGCGGACCUGCAGCACCUCAAGUCCGAGGUCUGGGGCACCUGCAAGCUGUCCCCAGACUGCCGCGCCCUGCUGGACGGCCUGCUGGCCAUGGACCCCUCCGUGCGCCUUAGCCUGGCCGAUGUCCAGCACCACAGGUGGGUGAACGGGCCGCUGUUCCUAGAGCACGCGCAGACGAUCGCGGGCGCGCGGCACGAGAUGGAGCGCCGCCAAGAGGACAGGGCGGGCAGGGAGAAAUCCGGGGACCCGGAGGAGGCCAGGGCGGACGAGGAGCUGGCGGAGAUCGCGGGCAUGGCUGCGGAGUUCGGCUGCCCCGGCGACGCGCUCGUGCGCUGGUCGCCGGUAGCCGAGCGCGCUGGGAGGGAGAGUGCCGGCGUGGAGGACAAGGACCUGUUCGAGACCCCGGGGGGCCUCAAGCGCCGGACGGCGUCGAUAUAA